AUGGCUGAUGAAAUCAUAAACUGCACGUUUGCUAUAGUAGGUGGUGGUAUAGCAGGUGUGUCUUGUGCAGAAGGUAUAAGUUUUCUUGCGCCAGAGAAAAGUACUGUAUUAAUUACUGCAAGUCCGCUAAUUAAAACAGUAACAAAUAUUAUUCCAUUGGGUAAGACAGUGAUGCAAUUUGAUAUUGAGGAGAAAAAUGCAAAAACCCUUACUGAAAAGCAUCCUUCAUUACAAGUUAUACAUGACAUUGUAACAAAUAUAGAUGUUAACAAGAAAUAUAUAAAAACUCAAACUGGAAGAUCAAUAAAAUAUACAAAAUUAUGUCUUUGUAAUGGUGGCAGACCAAAACUUAUCGCAGAAAAUAAUAAAUUUGUCAUAGGUAUUCGAGAUACUGAAUCUGUGCUUCAAUUUUCUCAAAAGAUUCAAAAUGCUAGAAAAAUUGUGGUUGUUGGAAAUGGAGGCAUUGCAACUGAACUUGUGCAUGAAGUAAAAAAUGUUGAAGUAGUUUGGGUGAUCAAGGAUAAGCACAUAUCUGCAACAUUUAUUGAUCCAGGUGCAGCAGAAUUCUUUUUACAAGAUGUUUAUAAUACAGAUAAAUCAGAAAAUAGUGACAUUAAACCUAUCCGAAGAAUGAGGUAUACUACUACUGGACCAUCUAAGGAAGGAGGACCUGCUCUUGGUCCAGAUUGGCAUAAUAAUUUUGUUAUAAAAGGUACUUCAUCAAACUGUAGAAAAGUCCAGAUUGAAUAUGAAUGCGAAGUAAAUGAAAUUCUUAAGAAAGAAGAAGUUACAGAAUGUAGCGAUACCGAGAACUGGCCUGUGUAUAUAAAAUUAACAAAUGGUAAAAUUAUUGGUUGUGAUUUUAUUGUAUCUGCAACUGGUGUUAUACCAAACUCAAACUUAACGGGUUUAGAAAAUCUUGAGAAAGGAGAAGAUGAAGGUUUAUGCGUGGAUUGGAAAUUGGAAACUUCGGAAAAGGAUAUUUAUGCAGCAGGAGAUGUAUGUACUGCAAGAUGGGAAAUAGCAAAGCAUUGGUUUCAAAUGAGACUUUGGACGCAAGCACAUCAAAUGGGAAUUUAUGCCGCAAAGUCUAUGACUUCGAGUCUGAAAGAAGAAGAUUACAUGCAAGAUUUUUGUUUUGAACUUUUUACUCACGUUACUAAAUUUUUUGAUUACAAAGUAGUUUUGAUAGGUUUAUACAAUGGUCAAAAGUUAGAUAAAAAUUAUGAGAUAUUGCUUCGAGUAACAAAAAAAGAAGAAUAUAUAAAGCUUAUAUUAGAAAAUGGAAGGUUGCAAGGAGCAGUACUUAUAGGAGAUACUAAUCUAGAAGAAAUGUGUGAAAACCUUGUUCUCAAUCAGAUAGACUUGACUCCAUAUGGCGAAGACAUACUUGAUCCUGAUAUUGACAUUGAAGAUUAUUUUGAUUAAUUUAAUAAAUUUAUUGUACUAUUAUAAUCUAUGCUUUUUUUUUUAUUAUAUUAAGUUCGUUACAAAUAUACAAAAAUUUUGUGUGAAAAUAUAUAUUAUUUAAAAUCAUACUAUCUGAAUCUUCAUGUUUCAUCGUUGUACUUUUUUAAAACACACAAAGGUAAGAUAUAAAAAUGUAGAUAGAUAAAAAAAAUACUACUCAUAUAAAUCACCCUUUUCUCUUCCAAGUAUUAUUUUUUUUUUUUUUUAAUUAAUUCAGAAAUAAAAGUAAAAUCACGUUGGCAUAAAAAUAACUGUUAUAAAAAGAUUGCAUUAAAAAAAUACAGUUUUAAAAAAGUUACAACACACGAAUUAUAUACCAUUAUAACUUAACAAUAUAUUGAUACCAAUCAUGCUUAUGUAAAUAAUUAUUUAAUCUAAUUACAUAUGAACUGAUCUUAAGAUACGUUUCUAAAUAUUUAUACAUUGGCAAUAGUUUUUUUUUAAUAAUCAAUAUUACAUAUAAAUUUAUAUAACAUUUUUAAUUAUCAAUGAGAUUAAGAAUAUAACCAAAUAUAAUAAAAUAUUAAUAAGUCUUGUCAAGAAGAUAAAUAAAAAUAAAAAUGGCAAGAAUGAAUGAGAUUAAGAGAUCCUAAUAACAAUAUGACAAAUUUAUUUUCAAGAAAAAGCUUGUUGUUGGACACAACGGUUGAUUACUUUAUUUUUAAACCUUCAAUAAUUUUAUAAAAAUCAUUUAGUGAAUAAUAUAUCACAGGUGUCAUAUUCUCGCUUUAUUAUUUUCAGCCAUUAUAGGCAAAGAAAGAAAUAUUUUAUAUUAUUUGACAAGUUUUCUACUUUUAAAUAUUAAGUUAGAUGAUGUUGAAUUUUAUCCGUAAAUCGUACGGAUUUUGGAAUAUUUCCAUUUUUAGGAUGUGUAAUAUUAUUACUGCGUAAAUUUGAUUUGACCGGAGAUGCAUUUAACUUGAUAUCUUCUUUAGGAAUAUCAUUAUUCACAAAUUGCACGGUAUUUGUACAAUCAAUUCUUUCGAUCACAGUAUUAUUAACAGAUCCAGUCGAACUUACACUUUCAUUUUUAUUAUCCUUCAAAUUUUUAACGAGCAACAUACUCCUUAUAUCAACGAUAAUAUUUUGUACUCUAUCUAAAGAAUCGCUAAUUGUAUUGUUAAUUUCAGGGCUUUCACAUUGUUGACAUAGUUUACUUAAAGAUUGUGUUGCGCGUUCAAUUUGCAUAAGAUAAGUAUUUACGUUCUUGCGCUGUUGAGAUUCGGAUACUUCCUCUUGCGUCAUAGAAUCAUGCAUCGACGUAUCCAUAGAUAAUUGUUGAAAACUUUCAUUCAAAUGUUUCUUCACAGGUGUUAAAUUUAUUGAAAUUCUACUAUUAUUUAAAGAAUCAUCGAACGUUUCGGUAUUAUCGAAAGGUAUCCAAUCAUUUUCUGAAUUCUGUAACUCUUUCAACGAAUUUUCUAUAUCAUAAUCACGCAACUGAUGAACCCAAUCUAAAAAUCGCAUUGGUUCCCACAAUGUUUCCUUUUUAUGAUCUUUAUCUCGAACACGAAUCACAGGUCUCAGAUUCUUAUCAAUUAGAGUCUGCUGUUGAUUAAAUUCCUAAAAUACAAAGAAUACUAAUGAAUCAAGUCUGUUAUGAUUGUUAGAAUUUACAACUCAAGGUUAUCGAACUUCUUUUGUUAUGAGAAUAUUCAAUGUUUUUAAAAUUUCCUCUAAUAAACACGUGAUAAUUUCCAUUUUAUCUUAUUUAAUGACCAUGAAAUAGAUAGAAUAGAAAAAAGAUAAACAUAGAUAAUAGUUAAAAAUAUCAAGACUAUCGGUUAUUUAUUUCUAAAAUAUAAAAAGUGAGAGACAUUUUUAAGGUUGAAUCUCUAAUGUAUCAAGUUUGACAACCCUAAUCUAAUUACGUAUGUAAUUUAUACGUACAUAAUUUAUGCCAACUUCUCUGCAUCGUUCAGUUGCUUCCCUAACGAGUAUUUGCAUCUCGUGCAAACUAAUACCACCAGCUUUUAUAGUCUCGGCACUGGUUUUGAUUUUAAGGGCACUUUCAAAAUCUGCAGUAGUUUCGUUCAAUAUGCUUUCUAAUUCUUGAAGAAAAUUUGACUUGUAUGGUGAAACAUUUGCCUUAGUUUCCACUUGUUGAAUUUUUUUGAUUCUAUUAUUCGUUUCUAUUUCAUUAGCGAGUAUCUCCUUUUCUAAUUCAAGUUCCUGUUUACGACGAUUUAUUUCUUCCAAUGCUAAUUUUUGUUCUUCCAAUGUACUACCAAGAACCUCGAUUUUAUGUUCAUAGGUAGAUUUUUGAGAGCCAAGUUGUAACUCUACUUCUCGUUUUGCAUUUUCUAAUUCCUUUAUGGCUUUCUGUUUUGAUUCCUCCAGUUCUGCUCUUAAUCUAAAUAUUAGAAAAAAAAUUGUAAUAAUAAUAAUUACAUUAAUAAACUCAAUUUUGUUCUGUUAACGAAUAACUUACUUUUCUUCUUGUAUCUUGAGUAUUUCUUGAUGUGCAAAUUCAAAGUCUAUAGCCUGCGAAGAAAUUUGUAUGUUUCCAGUCUCAUCAUGUGGAUUUGAAACUUUGAAGUAAUGAUUGCCACCUAUGACAAGUCGAUCACCAUGUUUUAGAUGUACUUUCCCACUCACCACCUGUCAAUAAUAUAAUACGCAUUAUUUUUGUUUGUUUUUUCUAUAUAAGAUGUAACAUAGAAAUAUAAUUAUUAUUCUUUCAAAUUACCUGACCAUUCAGAUAGGUAUCACCAUCCAUCUCUGGCAACAACAUAAGCUUACCAUUUUUAUUUUCUAUGGUACUAUCAAAAAGAAAAAAACAUCAAUUAAUAAUCAAUAUUGGCAAUUUUCAAUGAAAUGAAUAUACAAUUAUAAUGAUUAGCAAGUCAUUUAUAAUGAUUAACAAAUCAAAAACAUAUCAACGCAGAAAAACCUGUGAUGUAAAUUAAUGUAUAUUAAAAAAAAAUAGUGCUUCUUAGAUGUUCAUUUUAUCAGCAUUAGAAAUCUUGUUUUAGCAUUUGUUAUUCGAAUCAAUAGUGCAGAAUCGAUAAUUGUAGAAACAACUCAGUGAUAUAACCAGUAUAUAAUCAUGCAUUAAUAAGAUAUAAAAAGAUAAACACGCCUGGAUCCAAUGAGAGGACAUGAUUACGUGAAGGUUGAUACGAGAAAUAUCGGCAGAGGAAAACGAGGAUAGCAUAAUAUAUUUAGAAGCAAAAUGCAAAAGAAGUGAGGAGUAGUAUCUCUGGAAGUUUUGGAUCGACUGGCUUUAAAAAGGGAUGAAGAAGAACGUCUCGAUUGUUGAAGGAAACGUCUCUGGAAAUCGAGAACUAACCAGUGCAAUUUUCUAACAAGUGGCCCAUCCAAAACGAUAUCCAAUGGUACUUUUUUAAAGGUUUCUGAGUUCUCUGAACGUUUUCCAAUGCGUACCAAACCAGGCGGAAUUAAAUACAACAAUGUACCAGACAACAUAGGAUCAGCAGCGAGAUUUAUUAAACAUGGUUGUUUAUCCUUUUCACGUAAAUCAAUUUCAACUGCGAUUCCACAACGUCGUAAAUAUUUUAGCUCGGAAUUCUUUCUUUCUUCGGUUUCCUGUAAUUUUUCCAAGCUGCUCCUGCAAUCGAAAUUCGCUGACUAUUAAAGUUUACAUUCGAUUCGAAAAUAUAAAAGCAUACGAUAUAUAAUAAAAAUUUGACUGAGAAAAUUUAUAUCAAUUUUCGAAAUUUCUAUUGAGGAAUUAUAUAUUAAAAUAAUAAUAAAUAUGACAAAUCUUCUCAAAAACGUCCUACUUAAAUUAAAAAUGGAGGUACUCGUUCCCAAAUUUAUGACGAUCGAUUGGAUAAGUUCGAAGCAAUUAUUUUAUAGCGUCAACAGAAAUAUUAUUCAAAAUAUAUAAUACAGUAAUUAUGAUAAUGUAAUAAUUCUAUUUGCUAUGAUGAUAAUUUUUGUUCUUUUUUUUUUUCCUUUAAUGAACUUUAAAAUAAACUUACUUUUGAGUGGCA
Vespa velutina is the source of this 5429-nucleotide messenger RNA. It is a transcript of the gene Pyroxd1, whose product is annotated as pyridine nucleotide-disulfide oxidoreductase domain-containing protein 1. Bases 1 to 1428 code for a protein of 475 amino acids. Lineage: Eukaryota; Metazoa; Arthropoda; Insecta; Hymenoptera; Vespidae. The record is from RefSeq and is a predicted model, not a curated record. Gene Ontology annotation, molecular function: flavin adenine dinucleotide binding; oxidoreductase activity. The transcript has a single exon.